Messenger RNA from Vigna angularis (adzuki bean), 3349 nucleotides. Its product is annotated as FHA domain-containing protein PS1. Gene Ontology annotation, molecular function: protein binding. The transcript has 6 exons. Lineage: Eukaryota; Viridiplantae; Streptophyta; Magnoliopsida; Fabales; Fabaceae. Bases 64 to 3249 code for a protein of 1061 amino acids. Gene Ontology annotation, cellular component: nuclear membrane. The record is from RefSeq and is a predicted model, not a curated record.
UUAUCACUACUCAGUCACUCACUCCCAAGUUUCAGCAGGCUCUAAAAAAAAAGAUCUUCUUCAAUGGCUGACGUUACCAUGGCACAGACGAGUAAGAAUAACAAGAACCCAGAACAAGAAAAGCAUGCAAAGUUCCCAGUUUUAACGGUGCUCAAGAACAACGCCGUUCUCAAGAAUAUCUUCCUCGUACACGACGGAACCAACGAAGAUCAGACGGUCCUGAUUGGGCGACAUCCUGACUGCAACAUCGUCCUCAUGCACCCCAGCGUGAGCCGCUUCCACCUCAGGAUUCGCUCCAACCCUUCUUCCCACACUAUUUCUCUCGUUGAUUUGGCUUCUGUGCAUGGUACGUGGGCUCGUGGGAUGAAGCUGGAGCCGGGGGUGACUGUGGAAUUGAAGGAAGGUGACACCUUCACUGUAGGGGUUUCUACUAGGAUUUAUCGUCUCAGCUGGGUCACUCUUACCCAAUUGAAUGUCUUUGUGCCCCAUCAACAACAAAAAGAAGGUCAACAAGAAGAGACAAUCAAGUUGGGCAUGCAGGAUGAGAAUUUGGAAUAUAGUGUGCAACGAGAGAUUCUGGAGGCUGAAGACGUGGUUUCUCUUUGUUGUGAUGAAAAGAGCAAGAGCCAUUCUGAAGAUAAGGGAUUGGGAAUUAUCAAUGGAACUGAAACAUCAUGUUUUCCUGCACACUAUGGUGGUGAAAUUAUACACUGUGACCAUCAAAUUAGUGUUUUAUCACCCCCGCAUGUACAAUCACCUCCUUAUGCAAAAUCAGUUGAUGAACUUGAUUACACUGAGAAAAUUGAAGCUUGUCCGAAAGUGGAGAUGCCUGGAGAGCCUAACUUGCUUUGCACAUUGAGAGAGUAUUUGACACAGAACUUAUGUCUGCCUGUUGUGGAAGCGGUCCAGGGGACCAAAGUGGAGUUUCAAGCCCCACAUGGUACUUUCGCAAAACAACCACCUUCUUUGGAAAUGCUUUGGUCCAGCUUGUCCACAAAUAUUGAUCCUGCGACUUUUGAUGAAAGGGAUGUUGCUGCAGUGGCUGUAACACCUUCAGAAUCUGACAAGGUUGAAGAUAUUUUAACUACCGUACCAAGAACUUUCAAUUCUGAUAACACGUGCUUGAUAGUUGACAAAGAUCUUCCUGAUUUUGAAUUUCAUCAAAUGGAAGUUGUUGAAGAAUUUUCUGUGGAUUUAGUACCUGAAGGAGAAAAACAAGGUGAAAUUCACUGGUCCAGCUUGCCUACAAAUAUUGGUCCCUCAUCUUUUGAUGUAAAAGAUACUGCUGCAGUGGCUGCAAUACCUACAGAAUAUGAGUUUGGAAUCACACAUGGAGAUAAUGACAAGGUUGGAAAUAUGUGUUUGAUGGUUGACGAAGAUAUUCCUGAUUCUGUAUUUCAUCAAGUGGAAGUUAUUGAAGAAGUUUCUGUUGAUUCAAAACGUGAUGGAGAAAAACAAGAUGAAUGCAAGGAAGAGUACACGUCAAAGUUGCAAGAUCAGAAUGGAAAAUCUUUCCGUGAGGGAGGGUACUCUCGAGAUGAUCCUGCAUCUUUUAAUGAAAAGAGCUUAGCUGUAGUAACUCUAAUACCCACAGAAUUUGAAUUUGUCUGCACACUAGGAGAUAAUGAAAUGAUUGAAGAUAUUCCUGUUUCCAAAUUUCAACCAAUCAAUAUUGUUGAAGAUGCUGUUAUGGAUUCAAUAUCUGAUGGAGGAAUAGAAAAUAAAUGUGGCAAGGAGUUGGAGUCAAAGCUGCAGGCUUCCCCGGAUGCUAAAUCCUGUCAGGAAUCUGGUAACUCAGUGGAUGAAAUAGCUGAAGAUAGUGGAAAAAAUUGUACAAAGAGCAUCUCCUCCACGUCAUUCCAUGUAGAAUCUCCAAAUUCUUCAUUGCUUUCGGAAGUUGUUUCGAACAUUACAGCUGAGAACCAGACACCUCAAUCUCUCACCGCUGUGACAGGACGCUCUGGAGGGGCAUUCCUUGAAAAACAUGUAGAAUCAACAGAGAAAAGUUCAACCUUUGGCAGUAUUUGGUCAAGAGGAUGUAAGGCUGCUAGUGCUCCCCAUGUUCGGGCCAGAAAUAGUAGAUUUAUGAACACAUCUAAGGUUGGCACUGAAGUUAAAAAGAGUAAUGUGAAAGAUGCCGUAAAUAAAUCAAUGCCAAAGGAUCUUUUCUCUCUCUUUGAUGUUGAAGGAAAAAGUUUCAGUUCAAAUAAGGAAAACCUAAGCUCAAACUCCUAUCACUUGCAGCUCAUGAGAAAGAAAGCUAAGCUAGAAGAAAUUAAAUUUCCCAUGUCACAAAGAUCACCCAAUUUGAGCUGUUUUAGUCCCAGCAUUCAUUCAUCCAAAGGCAUAACCUCUGUUUCAAAUAAAGUGAACUUGACUACAAAAGUAGCUCAAGAAUGGAAGUCACAAAGAAAGCCUCUUAAAUGUCUUGUCAACUUGGUCCAUGAGAAAGAUACGAUGGAAUUAAAAGAGAAAAUAGUGGAAAGGGUUCCCUUCAGAUCACUAACGAACACUGGAAGCAAUCAUAACUCGGUGACUGUUUCUGCUACAGAAAGUAUGAAUGAUGCCGGUAUUUGUGGGCAGAUCAUCUCAAACAAGUGCACUAAACCUUCUCAGCAUACUAGUAGAGAACAAAAGAGGAGCUGGGACAUGGUUGUAGACACUGCUUCUCUUGUGAACAAUGAGUCAAGAAAAGCUUUGCAGCUUCUACAAGGUCUCAAAGGGACUCGUUUAAUCAUUCCAAAAUCGGUCAUAAGGGAACUAGACUCUAUGAAGCAACAAUUUAGACUUUUCAGAACAACUUCCGAGGCUUCUUUGGCAUUAGAAUGGAUUAAAGAAUGCAUGGAGAAAACAAGCUGGUGGAUUCAUAUCCAAAGCUCGAUGGAAGAGUGCAGGCUGACAGUUCCAACCCUUUCAAAUAAAUGUGCUUCACCUGCUGUCGAAGAUCACAUCCUCGAAUGUGCUCUUCAGUAUAGAAAAAUGGAGAAUGUUGGACAACUUCUCCUACUUAGUCAUGAUGUUACAUUGAAAACAAAAUCCAUGGCCAAGGGGUUGCUGUGCGAGACAGUGCAACAAUUUCGCCAGAGUUUAGUAAACCCCUUCUCUGAGAGGUUCAUGUGGCCCAAGAGCUCUCCUCGAGGACUGACUUGGUGUUGCCAAGAUGAUUUAGUUUUAAGGGAGAAAUAUUGUGGAUUGCCAUCAAAGGCUGGUUUGAAGCUCAUCGCUGAGCAGUUUUUACACUUUCAUUGAUUAAACUUUUUACUAUUAUAUUCUCAUUUCCACGUUUCAAACCUACUCUAGCAAUCUGGACAACCAUUGACGUAAUCUCAACGUAAUUAUGUUAGUUUUA